Messenger RNA from Lepisosteus oculatus (spotted gar), 1287 nucleotides. RefSeq names its product fibroblast growth factor binding protein 1b (gene fgfbp1b). Gene Ontology annotation, molecular function: growth factor binding. The record is from RefSeq and is a predicted model, not a curated record. Lineage: Eukaryota; Metazoa; Chordata; Actinopteri; Semionotiformes; Lepisosteidae. Gene Ontology annotation, biological process: cell-cell signaling.
UAACACCCUCGUUAUGUAUAACCGGAGAAGCGACGUGACAUCAAAGCUGCUUCCAAAAAAGGCAUUUUCUUUCAUGUUGUAUCAUGUUACCGUAAUGCCCGAAUGACGGCCACUUCACCCUUCUUUCAUCUGAUGUGUAACAGCUUGUUUGAACACCACAAGCGAUUCGGCUCCAGCAUUGCGUGGUAUGUGCUGAGGAAUGAAAGAGGAUUCCGGAAUCGCACUGUGUUGUAAUAUCUGGCGAUCGGGAGGUACCGAUAGGCGUGACAUUGGUGUAUAAAUUACACCGGCGCGCAGACCAGGUGUACUAGAUCAAGUCCAUCUUACUCCUUGCCUCGCUCUCCCACUGACGGGUUUAUCGCCAGACGUCGGACGAAAACAUGAGGUUUUUUAAAAGUUUUGCCCUGGUCCUGGUCCUUGCCUGCAUCGCUCAGAUGGUCCUGGUAGCCGAGUGCGAGAAAAAAGAGGAAGGCAGGAAGAGGAAGAAAGAGGGCAAAGAAAAGCCAGCGCAGCCCGAAAAACAGCCCUCUGCCCCCACAGACAAGAGCGAGCGGGGUCAGAAAGCUCAAGCGGGCAAGGUGAUGAAGGGCAAGUUCCCGACCAAGGACAAGGCGCUGUGCACCUGGCUGGCCACAGGAGGAGACGUAAGCACCCUGAGCGUCAACUGCGGUAAGGGUGACGCCAGUCUGGCGUGCGAGUACACCGCCAAACCCUCCGCCUGUCCGCAGUUCGCUUCCAACCCCAAGUCCUACUGGAAACAGAUCACCCGAGCGCUGAAGAAGCAGAAGAACCUGUGCAAAGACGCCACGGCCCUGAUCAAAGCGGGGAUGUGCAAGAAAGCCCCCAAAGACGCUCAUUUCAAGCUGAGCCCCAGCACCUCGUCGCAAGCGGAGGAAACUCUUUCGAAAACCAAGGAGAGCCGCGCUAAAACUACCACAGGGGGGCCGUCUGCGACAGGCAAAAAGAACUGCCCAGAAAACACUGACCAGAAGAAAGUGGCCGAAGAGUAUUGCAGCGAAACCUGGAGCUCCCUGUGUAAUUUCUUCAUCUCCAUGGUACAGAGCGAGGACUGCUGAGACUGUGUAGGACACUGUCGUGGAUAUCAGCGCCAGUGACAUCCUUAGCGAUGUAAACGGCUUCUUGCAGCCGUUCUUAAGAAAUUUUUAUUUUUUCUACCGAUUUUCACCGAUACAGUACAUUUUUAAAUGUAUAUGUGGCGUUAUAUGACAAAUAUAAACUGUACAUAUGUUAUGCUUAUGAUGGAAAAAUGCACUGUUUUUAAAUUAA